AUGUCUUUGCAGCCGCUACCACAGAGUUCACCCAGCUAUCCAAUCCUUCCCCUUUGGGGGCUGGACGAGUCUCCUCUCACCCCGCGUGGCAAAGGCGGUGGCAGCGGUCACAGCGGCGGCAGUAGCAGCGCCGGAAGCAGCAGCAGUAGCAAUUCCGACAGCAGUAGCAGCGGCGGUAGCAGCUAUAGCGGCAGUAUCAGCUGGAAAGAUGGCAACGGUAACUCGGGCAGUAGCCAAGGCUCGUGUUACUCAACAGAGAAGGUCUGCGACAACUAUUGGUGCAUUCCAAACGGCGCUACAUGCUGCAAUCACGCGGACGGGAUGUAUUGCAAUUCCUGCGUCUCUUCCAAUAGCUUCACCAGCAGUAGCAGUAGCCGCGGCGGUUCGAGUUUUGCGAUAAGUGGCAUGCCGGCUCAGGUGGCCAAGCCUCAAAAGUGUCCUGUCCUCGCCGUCCUCACGUGGACCGCUUUGACUUAUGCCUUGACAGUUUAG
Thermochaetoides thermophila DSM 1495 is the source of this 492-nucleotide messenger RNA. RefSeq lists its product as uncharacterized. Bases 1 to 492 code for a protein of 163 amino acids. The record is from RefSeq and is a predicted model, not a curated record. Lineage: Eukaryota; Fungi; Ascomycota; Sordariomycetes; Sordariales; Chaetomiaceae. The transcript has 3 exons.